CGCGCACACGCACACACACACACACCGCCUCCGGUUCACUUCAGCCUCAUCCCGCUGAGCCACAUCCACUGCCGAGACGCAUACACAUAAACACACACACACACUCACUCUAGUUCCUAUGACAUGGCCUUCUUCUAGCAUCCCAGUAAUCGACUAAGGAAAGUGACGAAACCGGAGGAGAUUCUCGAAGACGUCAUUCAGCACUCAACAUCUAAAGAGUAUUAAAAAUCAGUGAGAUUAACAUUUAAAACGACCGAAAACGAGUGCGACCCGAGAUUUCUUUACAAAACGCACAGCAGGCUUCUGAGCAGGAAUAAUGAGGAACAGCUGGAUGUCGCUCGUUCUUUCGGCACUAUGUCUUCUGGGAAAAGGGGUCUUUGUGACAGGUCAACAGAUGUCAGUCAAUGUCCUCUACCUGGAUGAACAGUCUGGUGAUGAUGAAAUCACCUCUGGCUCAGGAUCAGGUUUUGUUGAAAGUGAUGAUGAGGAUGUGCAGACAAUGGAAAAAACACAGAACAUAAAGCCUACACAGUAUUUCAUCCAGACAACGAGCCUAGGUCCGGAGAUCACCUCAUUUAAUGUGCCAGCCACACGACUGGCCUCCACAGAUGCAGGACAGCAGGUCACAGAGACGGAGAAAUCCCAGGGUAAUGGCUUAGCCACCACCAUAAGCAGCUUUCAAGAUGUGAGACGGGGGUCUGAGAAGGAAACUGUUGUGCAAUCCGAAAACCUGUUCCAGAGGACUGAAGUGCUGGCAGCUGUUAUAGCUGGUGGCGUGAUUGGUUUCCUUUUUGCAAUCUUCCUCAUUCUCUUGUUGGUGUACCGCAUGAGGAAGAAGGAUGAGGGCAGCUAUGAUCUACAAGAGCGCAAACUACAGAGUACAGCUUAUCAGAAAGCCCCAACCAAGGAGUACUAUGCCUAAAUGAGCGAUUACACUCAAAAUUAACUACCAUAUGACAAACAUUUCCUCAGUCAUUAAAAGCAAAAGCUGGAAUUUUAAAAGACCAAGGAGGUUUUUAUUGGGAACCUAUUUAAUAACAAAGAUGCAGUAUUUUGCUUCAUAAAGCCAAUCAGAUAUUAUGUUUUUAUUAUGGAUACUGACUUAUUUCUCGUGUGGUUUUUAAAAAUUGUUGGAGAAAAUAUUGUAAUUUAAAACAAUACUAUGUCAUGAUUUGUUUUCAGCCACAGAUUACUUUGUGACUAGAGAUACAUGUGUGUCUUUUUUUAAAUAUACAAAAGGUGUGAAUUCUGGAUUGUAAAUGUACUUAAUCCUUUAUACUAUAAUGAUUACCCUGAUCAUAUUGCAGCAUCUCUCUAUUGAUGUCAGUAUCUCAUUCUUAAUUUAGGUACUACAGAAAGUGUUGAUUUUUUAUAAAACAUUCUCUCUUUUAAACGGUUCUCCUCUGGGCUUGUAAAUGUUUAAGUGCUGUUAACACAAAUUUGUAUAUUUUGUCAAUUCAGUAUCAAAGUAUCAAUUUUGAAAUUGUCUUAUUUGCUUCGAAUUAUUUUAUAAAAUCCAGCCAAGAACAAAUCUCACACACACACACACACACACACACACACGCAUGCACGCACACGCACGCACGUGCACACACACACACACACACACACAGUCUUUAUCUCUCUCUCUCUCUCUCUCUCUCUCUCGCUCUCAUUAUGGCAGGUAAAGUAACCUCACUGUAAAUGUCAUUACUAUUUUGUCCUUUAUUCCUUCUGUUUUUCAAGCCCAAAAUGUUUUUAUUAUUAUAAUUAAUCCAUGACACAUAAAGAAAGCAAUUGAAUUGUCCUCUUUAAACAAAUUCAGUACUGCAACUUAAAAAAAGGUAAAAAUAAUGGCAUUACCACGAUUAGCUUAAAGAAAUUUGAGUUAUUUGCACUAAACAACUUAUAUUAAACUGAUUGCAUCAAGCAAAUUUAAUACUGUCUACAUAGUUAUGAAACACUAGUUUCAGUCGAUAAACUGAGGCAGAACCAGCAGUCAACAAGUGCAUAAAUGUUCAUUAAUGAGUCCAAAACUUUCCAUUUCAAUGGUCAUCAAAGCUAUAUGUUUACGAGCCUGGAAACAUUUCACUUCUUAAAAUAUGUCUGCAGAGCUAACCACAGAUUAUUCUCCAGUCUGAUGUCUGUAUUUGUUUAAGAGUUGGUUGUUUGCUUUGGUCAGAUCUGGUCAUGAAUGUUGAUAUUGCUUCCUAUGAAAUGCAUUAAAUAUUGAUGCAUCUGUGGAAACUCAAGAUUGUUUAAUGAUAAAAAUUCCAUUGUAUUAGAUUGAUUAAGCGGAUAGCAUCAAUGUGUUAUCCAAAAUUAUUGAGUGAUGACCAAAAAAAGGAUGCUGAUUCAUUCAUGACAUAUGGAGAUUCCAAGCACAAGUGCACUUCAUUGACAUGUAUUGGAUUUUUACACAUACUGCGUUUACUGAUGAUAUUUUAUACAUUUCCAAGUGUUAAAUUCAUGAUUCUUGUUAAGUAUUAAUAAUUGUCCAAAGCCUGUCCUGAUUAUUGUCAUGAUGACACUAUUACAUAUUCAAAUUCUUUUUACCUUUUCUGUUUCCUGUUUGCUUAAUUUCCUUUAAGGAUGUGGCCGUUAGAGUCAAUGAUUUAUUUGUAUAUGUUAAUAAAUAAUAAUUUAUAGAAUAUAACUAUUUAUAUACAACAUAUUAAAUGUAAAAUGUUAUAUAAAAAACAACAAUCUAGCUAAAUGUAUAUUCACAUUUAAAUGCCCUUAAAGUGCCUACUGUUUUGAAAGAUUUUAAGAAACAUUUUAGGGCAUUUGAAGACAUUUGUACAACAGAAUAAAAGAUGGAGUUUCAUCAGCAUGGCUGAUAAUGGAAUGGCUAUGGAGUUAUAAAAUCAGUGUUGUAAUAAAAUCUAUUGAAGAAA
Messenger RNA from Tachysurus fulvidraco (yellow catfish), 2876 nucleotides. Its product is annotated as syndecan-2-like. Gene Ontology annotation, cellular component: membrane; cell surface. The record is from RefSeq and is a predicted model, not a curated record. Bases 317 to 922 code for a protein of 201 amino acids. Gene Ontology annotation, biological process: cell migration. NCBI's taxonomy places the organism in Eukaryota, Metazoa, Chordata, Actinopteri, Siluriformes, Bagridae. The transcript is spliced from 5 exons.